AUGCCGCAACCAGACUUCAGCUGUAUCAUUUUCGCAGAAACCUCCAGACUCUCCUGCAGACGUCCAAGGAUCCCUUUGAAGCAGCACUUCGAGUACCGCUAUGCCAUCUUCCAUUCCGAAACCGAUGACUUCAUCCGGUGGACGAAGGAGGGAGAGGAGCCGCUCUUCGCGGUGGCGACAGGUCGCACGCUGUGUCUGGAAGACGACAACGGCCGCUGCCGUGCCACAGGCGACGACGAAGCAGGGCAGAUGUCGACGGUCGCCUCUCGGGGAGCAUCCCUGGCCGCAGAAGCGAACUCGGGCAGCCGACCUCCCAGUCCCUCGGGCUACCAUGGGAGCCAGCCAACAAGCCCGAGAAGCCCAGCAUCCCCGCGAUCUGGAAGCUGCUGGAACGUGCGUUCAAAGUCCAUGGACCUGACGCAGCUGUGUGACGUCACAAGCGAGGACAGCGCCUUCUUGGUGUUCCGAAGCCUGCCAGUAGUGGUCAAGCGAGCCGAGAAUGGGGACUGGCAAGUUGAAAAGAUUAGCCAUGGAGCCGGAACUGCUUUGCCCCUGCUGAAGCACUUCACGCAGACUGGGGUCAACAAGCCUCCGACGGGUGAAGCCAUUGAUGUGUCUGUGAAGUUCAUCGGGCACCCAGGUGUAUGUGUCAGAGAUGAUGCGGACAGGAAACAGCUCACAGACCUCCUGGCAAAGCAUUCCUGCAUCCCGGUUUUUCUCGACGAGGAUGUCGUGCAAAAGCACAACUUCUUCGCAGAAGACUAUUUGUGGCCCGUUUUUCACAACAUGAAGAUUUUCGAUGCGACCAUCACCGGUGACCAUGAGUACGAGUCCUUCGACAAGGCACUUUGGAAGAGUUUCCUAAACCUGAACAACGCGUACGCGGAGGUGAUUACCACGCACGGUGAUGAGAACACGCUUGUUUGGAUCCACGACUACGAGCUCGUGAUGGUCCCCCGCUUCGUCUACCACCGCAAUCCAGACUUCACCACUGGUCUUUUUCUCCACUGUGCCUUUCCUAGCACCGAGGUGAUGAGCUGCUUGCCCGUCCGAGAGGACAUCCUCCAGGGCAUGCUGAGCAGCAGGCUGGUGACUUUCCAGACCUUUGACUACCUGAGGCACUUCAUGUCCUGCUGCUCCUCAGUGCUGGGAACCCGCCACUCCUUUCAGAAGGGUGGCAUCCUGCAGGUUGAACACGAGAAUCGGAGCGUCGUGGUCUUUGCUGAUCACUUCACCGUGCCCUACAACCAUCUAAUCAAGAAGAUCUCUGAUGAGAAGGUUGUUGAGCGAGCGGCUUCCAUCCGGAACCAGUUCAAGGGCAAAACAAUCAUCGGUGCCUAUGACCGAUUCGACUGCUUCAGCGGGCUAACGCUCAAGCUGCGCACUUUCCACCGUUUUUUGCAGGAGUAUCGCUCGCACAGGCGGAGUGUGGUUCUUGUACAGUACAUUCGUGGGCGUGCCACGGACUCGAAACGGAAGGGCAUGGUGAGCAUUGAAGAGCUUCGGCAGAUGGCGGACGCCACCAACAAAGCCUUCGGUGUGGAAGGGGAGCCACCACUGGUCACCAUCGUUGUGGAGGAGACAACAAGAGAAAAGCAGCUUGGAGUCCUCUUGGCGACAGACAUUCUGCUGGACACCUCCACGAACGAUGGCUUGAACCUCAUUCCAUUCAACUUCUACGCGGCGCACUCGCAGGACCAGAAAGGCGUGGCGUUGAUCUCCGAGUUCUGCGGCUGCUCCUCCGUGUUAACAGGUGCCUUCAAGAUCAAUCCUUGGAACACCGGUGCUGUCCUUACAGCCCUGGACCAGGCGAUCAGUAUCACUCCGGAGGACCAGGCUUUGCGAUUCACCAAGGACCACUCCUAUGUCUCUUCACAGACGCUCGUUCAGUGGGUCCACAAGAAUCUGUCUGAACUGAAGGUCACCAGGAAUAGCAGAGACCUGACGUACCGCGCAUCCAUGGCAGGUCCAGUGCACCUGCCUGCGGAGGAAGUCGCUGCCGCUUACAAUGCCGCAAAGAAGCGCGCAAUCUUCCUUGACAACGAGGGGACUAUUGCAGCCAAGCAGAAGUGGCAAAUUGAGUCGACCACAAUGGUGGCAUUGCAGAAGCAAGGACAGCCCCCGGACCCCUACGUCGUCGACCUCCUGCAGACCUUGGUCAACGAUCGCGGGAACACCGUUGUUGUCCUGUCGGGUCGCAACAAGCAGGUCAUGGAGGAGUGGUUUGGAUCUGUUGACGGCCUCGGCCUCUUCGCCGAGCACGGCUUUCACCGGCUCCUUCCGCGCACCCUCCGCGAGGCACAGCAGCAGGACGGAAGCGAGCGAGCAUGGAAGUCCUCGGCUAUUGCGGACAACAACCAGGAGUGGAAGGAUCUCUGCAUUGAGCUCAUGAAGCAAUACGUGCAGCGCAUUCAGGGCAGCAUCCUCGAAGCAAAGGCGUGUGCCAUUUCCUGGAAUUACCGUGAGGUCGGUGCCACAGGAGUCAUCGACGACGUGGCUCUUGAGCUGGUGCGGUUCCUGGAUCCGGAGGUGCCCACGGGACUCCUUCACGGAUAUCCCGUGAAGGUCAUCAUGGGCAAGGGCUACGUGGAAGUCAAACGUGCAGACGUCGACAAGGGCCGAGCCGUCAUUAAGACCUUGGAAGAGCUGGGCAACGUUGACUUCGUCCUCAGCAUUGGUGACGAUCGAUCCGAUGAGGAUAUGUUCGAGGCGAUUUCGGACUACUUCAAGCGGAACGGGGACGGCUCUGCUGUGCUCUCCGCCAACCCUUCGCAGAGCUCGCUGCGACGAAUCGGCGCUGGCGCUUCGUCGAUGGCCUCUUCGCUCGACGGUCUAGCCCCAUCGCCCAGCGAUUCGCCCAAUCUCUCUCCGAAGGACAAGAAGGCCGUUCGCUCCGUGAACUUUUGCGACAAAGGGGACGGCACGACCUCAGCACCCUCGCAAUCCAAUCUCUACCGCAUGUCCUCAUCCACCUGCUGGUUCACAGCGACUGUGGGGCGCAAGACCACACAGGCAAAGUCGGGGCGCAGAGGGAUGACUGGAGCCUGCCAUGCUUCUUAG
This is a messenger RNA of Symbiodinium sp. CCMP2592, 3060 nucleotides long. The record is from the annotation of a GenBank genome assembly. Lineage: Eukaryota; Dinophyceae; Suessiales; Symbiodiniaceae.